AUGGGAGGGUUGAGAUUUAAGCACCUCUUUAGGGAGAGUUUUGCUGAGUCUGAGGGUACAUUCCAGGUAGUGGUAAUAAUCUUCUUUUUGAGUCCAUGUUCCUUGGCGGCUGCACCACUUAUGCCAAAUGAGACUUUCCUUUGGGCUUGGAAUGUUCCAGCUGAAGCUUGUAUCGGAAGUGUUAAUCACUCAUUGGAUAUGAGUUUCUUCUCUUUAACUGGAAGUCCCCGGAAAACUGCCACAGGGCAGGUUAUCACAAUAUUCUAUAUUGACCGACUUGGAAAGUAUCCGCAUAUAGACGAGAAACAAAGGGAAGUGUUUGGAGGAGUACCUCAGGCGGGGAAUUUUCAGGAGCAUUUGGACAAAGCUAAGACUGACAUCGAGCAUUACAUUCCAGUAGACCAACUGGACCUAGCUGUCAUUGACUGGGAAGAAUGGAGGCCCACCUGGGAACGAAACUGGACACCAAAGGACAUUUAUAAGAAUAAGUCUAUUCAGUUGAUACAGACCCAAAAUCCAGGUAUGAACAUUGCACAAGCCAACAUAAAAGCCAAAGAACAAUUUGAAUUGGCAGGAAGAAAGUAUAUGGAAGAGACAUUAAAAUUGGGGAAAAAACUUCGACCCCAAUACUUCUGGGGUUUUUUUCUUUUUCCUGAUUGCUAUAAUUAUCAAAAUUACCUAGAUCCAGGAUACAAAGGAAGAUGUCCUAAUAUAGAAAUAGAGAGAAAUAAUAAUCUUGGCUGGAUAUGGAAAGAAAGCACAGCUCUUUACCCAGCAACCUAUCUGAAGAGAGAAUUGAAAUCAUCGCCAAAUGCAAAACUCUACAACCGCUACCGUGUAGUGGAAGGCAUCAGGAUGUCUAAAGUGCGUGAGGAAAAUAAUCCACUUCCUGUUUUUCUGUACACACGCGUUGUUUUCUCUGAUCGGAUAUGGGAGUUCCUUUCUCUUAAUGACCUUGUGAACACUAUUGGUGAAGCUGUUGCUCUGGGGACCAGUGGAGUUGUAAUAUGGGAUUCUAUAUCUAUAGCACAACGUGCACAGACAGGUUGUCCAGCCCUACACAAAUACGCGAACUCUAUCCUGUAUCCAUACAUAAUCAACGUCACCCUAGCAGCCAAAAUGUGCAGUCAAACACUUUGCAACCAUUGAGGCAUCUGUACAAGGAAAGACAAGAAUUCAAAUCACUAUAUUCAGUUGAAUCCGAAGAACUUAGAAAUUAUUUCGAAAAAUGAGAAGUUUGAAGUAGUUGGCAACCCUAGAGUUGGCGACCUGAAGUACUUUUCUGAGCAUUUUAAAUGCACCUGUUAUACCAACAUGAACUGUAAGGAGAGACCUGAUAUUGAAAGGGUGGAAAAUGUUAAUGUGUGCACUCGCAACAAUAUUUGUAUAAAGACCCACGUAGAUCCUGACCAAGCGUUCUAUCUCCUACCUGGAAAAAACCUUCUCAUUUUCAUCACUGUCACUCACAUACUCUGUCAUCUGCUCUAG
Messenger RNA from Microtus oregoni (creeping vole), 1488 nucleotides. Its product is annotated as hyaluronidase PH-20-like. Lineage: Eukaryota; Metazoa; Chordata; Mammalia; Rodentia; Cricetidae. Gene Ontology annotation, molecular function: hyalurononglucosaminidase activity. Gene Ontology annotation, biological process: hyaluronan catabolic process; carbohydrate metabolic process. The record is from RefSeq and is a predicted model, not a curated record. The transcript has 3 exons. Gene Ontology annotation, cellular component: acrosomal vesicle.